Messenger RNA from Girardinichthys multiradiatus, 2783 nucleotides. Its product is annotated as protocadherin alpha-3-like. The record is from RefSeq and is a predicted model, not a curated record. Gene Ontology annotation, biological process: homophilic cell-cell adhesion. Lineage: Eukaryota; Metazoa; Chordata; Actinopteri; Cyprinodontiformes; Goodeidae. The transcript has a single exon. The coding region runs from base 1 to 2370 and encodes 789 amino acids. Gene Ontology annotation, molecular function: calcium ion binding. Gene Ontology annotation, cellular component: plasma membrane.
AUGGAACAAAGGCGACAUGAAACACGGAGAGCGCGGAAAAAAUGGACUACAAUCACAAUGCUUCUGGUGGCGUUUUGGAGCAGCGUUUCAGCACAACUCCGGUAUUCUGUCCUCGAAGAAGUUCCAGAGGGAACUGUUGUUGGAAAUAUCGCGAAGGAUUUAGGUCUUGAUAAAACCACGCUGAAAGAGAGGGGCAUCCGUAUUGUGUACGGAUCAACAGAGCCGCCUUUCAUAGUGAGGCAAGAUGAUGGUGUCUUGUACGUGGAAGGAAAAAUUGACCGAGAGGAAAUCUGUGAACGAAGAAAGGUUUGUACUAUUGACUUAAAAACGGUGCUUCAAAACCCGCUGGAGAUUCAUCACGUCGUUGUGGAGAUUCUGGAUGUAAAUGAUCACUCACCAGUCUUCCCACAAAAAGAAAACAUAUUAGAGGUUUCUGAAUCUGCGCUGCCUGGCGCAAAAUUCCAGUUGCAAGCUGCGCGGGAUGCUGACAGUGGUUUAUUAUCCGUUCAGCAAUAUAAGUUGAGUAAUAAUGCACAUUUUCGUUUAGACGUAAAAGAUCGAGGUGAGGACCGUAAAACACCUAGUUUAGUUCUUGAAAAGCCACUCGACAGAGAAUCAGUUAAAAGCCAUGUGUUGCUCCUGACAGCAUUAGAUGGAGGUAAACCUCCAAGAUCUGGUAAUAUGACAAUAAUUGUUAAUGUUUCCGAUGUUAAUGAUAACCCUCCAGUUUUCAGUCAGGAAUCAUAUACUGUGUCUCUGAAAGAAAACUCCCCUGUUGGUACGACUGUGAUCCAAGUUAAUGCAACCGAUUUAGAUGAGGGUCCUAACGGUGAGGUCGAAUAUUCAUUUGGAAAUGACGUGGAUGCACGGAGUCGUGAAAGCUUCAGUUUAAAUCCUUUGACUGGAGUCAUUGUUGUAGCAGGAGCCAUUGAUUUCGAGGAGAACAGCAGAUAUGAAAUUGAUGUGCAGGCAUCCGACAAAGGUACAGCAACACUGAACACAGAAAAAAGUGUAUUAAUCAACAUUGUUGAUAUAAAUGACAAUGAACCAGAGAUUGAAGUGACGUCAUUUUCUCAUGUGCUCCCAGAAGAUUCAAAACCGGGGACAACAGUGGCGUUGAUUAGUGUAAAGGAUGCUGAUUCUGGUCUGAACGGAAAAGUUAUGUGUUACAUAAACAAUGACCUUCCCUUUCUGUUAACUCCUUCCUUACAAAAUAACAUGUAUUCUCUGGUAACUAAAACUGUUCUAGACCAAGAACAAAAAUCUCAAUAUAAUGUACUAAUCAUCGCUAAAGAUGCAGGAGAGCCAAGCUUACAUUCAGAAAAAAAUAUUAAAGUAGACGUAUCUGAUGUAAAUGACAAUGUACCUGAAUUCUCUCAAAACCCAUACACUUUUUACGUUUAUGAGAAUAACGCCCCAGGUGAGAAAAUUGUUUCUGUAACAGCCCGUGAUAAAGACGACGGUAGUAAUGCAAUAAUUUCAUAUCAAAUUUUAAGAAACACAGAAGUAACAAAUAUGCCGACAUCUUUUAUAAAUGUCAAUUCUGAAGCUGGAGACAUUGUGGCUUUGAAAAGUUUCGACUUUGAAACUCUGAAAACUUUCCAGUUCCAAGUUGUCGCCUCAGAUUCUGGGUCUCCGUCACUGAGCAGCAACGUCACAGUGAACGUGUUCAUUCUGGAUCAGAACGACAACGCUCCAGUCAUCCUGUAUCCAGUCAGCUCCAACGGUUCUGCUGAAGGUGUGGAGGAGAUUCCCCGCAAUGUGAACGCAGGACACUUGGUGACUAAAGUCAGAGCCUAUGACGCUGAUAUAGGAUAUAACGGCUGGUUGCUGUUUUCACUGCAGGAAGUUACUGACCACAGUCUCUUUGGUUUGGACCGCUACACAGGACAGAUCAGAACACUUCGCUCGUUCACAGAGACAGACGAGGCUGAGCAUAAACUGGUCAUACUGGUCAAAGACAAUGGCAACGUUUCCCUCUCAGCAACAGCUACUGUGAUUGUCAAACUGGUGGAGCCCAAAGAGGCUUUUGCAGCUUCUGAUGUUAAAAGUGCAGCAAAGGAUGAUGAGGAUAAUAAUGCGACUUUUUACCUGAUGAUCACUUUGGGCUCAGUUUCAGUUCUGUUUAUCAUCAGUAUCAUCGUGCUGAUUGCAAUGCAGUGCUCCAGAUCCACAGACUAUACUUCUAAAUAUCUCCCAGAGACUAAUUAUGAUGGGACACUGUGCCACAGCAUCCAGUACAGAUCUGGAGACAAACGGUACAUGUUAGUUGGACCCAGGAUGAGUAUAGGAUCUACUAUAGUACCUGGAAGUCAUGCAAACACACUGGUGCUACCUGACAGGAGGAGGACAUGUGAAGAGGUAAGAUGAACAAUUUAACCUUGAAAUGUUUCGACCUGAAUAUAAUUUCUUUAUCAUGUCAAGAGUGUUGCCUUGUUUCGUAGUUUGGUAUUUAAAUAUUCUUAGAUUUUUGUUAUGUAAAUUGUCGGGGAGUUACGUGUGUGCAUUGAACUUUGUGGACUGCUGGAAUCCUAGUUGAACUUUUCUCUCUAAACUUUCUUUCGCCUCAAAUGACAAAUAUCAAUAGUGCAUUUAAAUGCCUACCUUACUGACAGAAACGUGUUUUUGGAAGGUUUUUUCUCAUCAUGAGCAACUAAAAUGAGAAAUGGUGCAUCUUGGAAGAAAAGGUUUACAGCGGUCUAGAAAAAUAUAUGCUUAGACACUUGGUGUCAGUGAUGCUCAGGCUAUCCGCAGAGUCGCACCACGUAACAUCCUGAAACACA